This is a messenger RNA of Australozyma saopauloensis, 987 nucleotides long. RefSeq names its product type 1 serine/threonine-protein phosphatase catalytic subunit (gene GLC7). The record is from RefSeq and is a predicted model, not a curated record. Bases 1 to 987 code for a protein of 328 amino acids. NCBI's taxonomy places the organism in Eukaryota, Fungi, Ascomycota, Pichiomycetes, Serinales, Metschnikowiaceae. Gene Ontology annotation, biological process: chromosome segregation; regulation of mitotic cell cycle. Gene Ontology annotation, molecular function: protein serine/threonine phosphatase activity. The transcript has a single exon. Gene Ontology annotation, cellular component: cytoplasm; nucleus.
AUGUCCGAAACUCAGGAAGCAGACAUCGACUCCAUUGUCGACAGAUUGUUGGAGGUACGUGGCUCUAGACCCGGUAAACAAGUUACGUUAUUGGACCACGAAAUCCGGUUCCUCUGUACAAAGGCUAGAGAGAUUUUCAUUCAACAACCCAUCUUGUUGGAGUUGGAGGCCCCCAUCAAAAUCUGUGGUGACAUCCACGGCCAAUACUACGACCUAUUGCGACUCUUCGAGUACGGUGGAUUCCCUCCUGAAGCAAACUACUUGUUCUUGGGUGACUACGUUGACAGAGGUAAACAGUCCUUGGAAACCAUCUGUUUGUUGUUGGCCUACAAGAUCAAAUACCCUGAGAACUUCUUCAUUUUGAGAGGUAAUCACGAGUGUGCCUCCAUUAACCGUAUCUAUGGUUUCUACGAUGAAUGUAAAAGAAGAUACAACAUCAAGUUGUGGAAGACUUUCACUGAUUGUUUCAACUGUUUACCAAUCGCAGCCAUCAUUGAUGAGAAGAUCUUCACUAUGCACGGAGGUUUGUCCCCUGACUUGAACUCCAUGGAACAAAUUAGAAGAGUCAUGAGACCUACAGAUAUUCCUGACGUUGGUUUGUUGUGUGACUUGUUGUGGUCGGAUCCAGACAAGGACAUCGCCGGAUGGUCAGAAAAUGAUCGUGGUGUGUCCUUCACAUUCGGCCCCGACGUCGUCUCUCGAUUCUUGCAAAAGCACGAUAUGGACUUGAUCUGCAGAGCCCAUCAAGUCGUCGAAGACGGUUACGAGUUUUUCUCUAAGAGACAAUUGGUCACUCUUUUCUCGGCCCCUAACUACUGUGGUGAGUUUGACAAUGCCGGUGCUAUGAUGAGUGUGGAUGAGUCCUUGUUGUGUUCCUUCCAAAUCUUGAAGCCAGCUGACAAGAAGCCUAGAUUCCCUCCCCCUAAUGUUGGCAACAGUAGACCGGUCACUCCUCCAAGAAAGGGUGCAAAGCGCGGCUCCAAGUAA